CUUCCUUCAUACAAUGAACCAGUUUCAAUUAAGGAGACUAAUGCUAAGCCACUUCUCAUUGUCUGGAGGGAAGAGGAGAGUGAAGAGAUCCUACCAGUCCCUACAGGAUUGUUCCCUUUAACAAUUGUACACCUACUCAACCAGAAAGAAUGCGUUACUAAAAUCGGUCCGUCGACACCAGCUUUUUUCAAAUUUCGAGAUGCCAUGUCCCUCAAGAUAACAAUCACAUCAAAGCACACACUUCACCUCAUCAACCGUUACACUCAUAUUGAAGUGUACUUUACUGGUCCUACCCAGCACUGUCCAUUAGUACGUAAGCUACUCACAACAGCUAUUGAUAAUAGCAGUGAUGCCAUGCACCUCAAGCAUAAUUACAUCAAUGCAUUUGCUUGCCCUUACAAUGAGAGCUGCUAUUGCAUUGUAAAUGAAGAUCACCAUAAAGUAGCUGAUUGUACAGUUUGUGGUGAAUCUCCUGCUCUUAGCAAUGACUACUGGACCUGGUUUAAUGAUGCACAAGGACCUGAUGAGAGUAACAAUGGAACACAAAUAAAACAAGAUAUUGAUCAGCCAUCAGAUGAAAGACCUAUUGAGUGUAACAAUGAAAGACAAAUAGAACAAGUUAAUGAUCAGCCAUCAGAUGAAAGACAUGAUGAGAGUAAAAAUGGAACACAAAUAAAGCAAGUUAAUGAUCAGCCAUCAGAUGAAAACCUGUCACUCCUGUUAGACAAGAAGCCUCAAUUGAAUGACCUCCUUCAGCUUUUUAAAAGUUAUGCUGCUCAAUAUAAAGUUAUUGGUGUUGCAUUAUCAGUUCCAGUUGAUGACCUGUUGCCUAUUCCAGGGGCUGCUACUCAUAACCUCAUUUGUGUCUUUGAGAGAUGGAUAGCAUCUAAUGAAGAAGUGUCCUGGAGUAAAGUACUUCAAGUUUGUGAUGAGUAUCCAGACCAACUUGGAAGAGCAAAAGCUGAAGUGGAAGAAUUCCUAUCAUCAGACAGAGCCAGGGGUGGAUCUAGGUGGGGUGGGCCAGGGUCAAAGUGUUGUCACUGUUGUGCAGUUAUUUGAAAUUAACUUUUUCAUGUGGAUGAUUAUGUAAACUGUGAAGCAUGACUAUGCAAGCAAUUUGUAAACCACAGGGGAGCUCAUUUUAAUUGUAGCCUUAGAUUUCAAAAUUUUGACUUUCAAUGCAAGCUUUGUUGACUACUUCCACUAAUUACCACACCUACAUCAUAAUGCCACUUAUGCUAACACUUUGCAUUGUGCAUUUCAUUUGCCUGUCAGUGUGUGCUUAUAAUUAUGAUAAGUUAUUCUUUUUGUAUCUUCUUAAUUUUACAAUACAU
Molecule: messenger RNA, 1334 nt
Organism: Amphimedon queenslandica
Lineage: Eukaryota; Metazoa; Porifera; Demospongiae; Haplosclerida; Niphatidae
Exons: 5
Coding region: 205-1059 (284 amino acids)
Source: RefSeq, a predicted model, not a curated record